This is a messenger RNA of Symbiodinium sp. CCMP2592, 1656 nucleotides long. NCBI's taxonomy places the organism in Eukaryota, Dinophyceae, Suessiales, Symbiodiniaceae. The record is from the annotation of a GenBank genome assembly.
AUGGCCAAGAAAUCCGUGGCGGUGGCCAAGUUAAAAAGAAGGCCCGACGCGGUAGCGGCUAAGGCACGCUACGAGCUUGCGAGAAUGAAACAAGCCCAUUUGGCCUCGCUGUUGCUGCUGUGGCAUUCUGGUCGACUGUCUGACAUCAAGAACCUCGUCCUGAAUUGGGACCUGCGAAAAGAGAAGACAGCUCGCGGCCUUCAAUGGGUCAUGGACCCAGUGGAGUUUAAAACGAAGUGGCGUGCUGUGGACGCAGAUGACCCAGGCAAAAUCCUUCACAAGAAGGUGGCGGAGGCUCUCUCUGAGCAUAAUGUCACCUUUCGAGAUGAGAUUCACGGCGAGGGAUACCGGGAAGGAGGGGAGAGCGGGAGCCUCCGGGAGAAGUCUCCCGGUCCUGUGUCCAAACUGGUCGGUGUUGCGGAGGACGAUUUCUUAAAGCAGAAGUUUGGUGCUCACUGGCUCCAUGCCAAAGCCUCUGAGCUACGUUUGCCAUUUACCGUGGAAGAUUGUCUCAGUCUGGUGUCGGAGUUCGAUGCGGACCUCCACGAGGAGGCGCGAUCGAAGCGAAAGCGUUCAUACGGGGAGCACAGAGCUGUGCUCGACGAUGUCAGCCAGCGAGUGGCCUUCGGAGCUACAGCAACACAAAUUUGGAGUGGAAGCUCGGUAAAUUUCUGGUCGGUGGCUAUCUGCCGGACAUUAGCUGGCUCGCUUGAGAGGCUAGAAGAUCACAAGUACGUGGCGCAGAUUCUGCGAGAGCAGCCCCUACGCUCUUCCGAGGAUCUUGCGCUGCACGGCAGGAACUGGACCUUCAUUUUUAACAAGGCCCAUGCUGCAACGGCGGAGCUGCACUCUUUGCAUCAUGCCCUCUGGGCGUGCUUCGGCGUCUCAGGAGACUUCAACGUCUACCUGACUCCACCCGAUUCGCAGGGUCUGGCACCACAUGCUGAUCGACAUGACGUCUUCGUGGCUCAGCAACAAGGAGAGAAGACUUGGACGCUCCUAGAACCUGACAAAGUGAGGGUGAUGGAGAACGUCACGCUGCUGCCGGGAGAUGUUCUGUAUUUGCCCCAAGGGGUUCCUCACUAUGCUCGAAGCGCCGGUCAGGAAUCCUCCCUGCACGUCACGAUGAGCGUCUACAGAGGGCACUUUACCUUUGCUGGCCUUUUGGCUGCCUGGCUAGAGGUACAGGACUCCGACCCACCCGAGCUUUUCGACCUUUCCCUGGCCAACCGCAUCGACGCCACGCAGACUCGGCUGACGGAGCAGGGUCUUGAGGAAGCCAAUGAGCCCUUGCCGCCUUCUUUCUGGCCAAUGCUUCGAGCUUUGGAUGACAAGGACUUCCCGAACGGAGCUGCAGAGGCUGCCGUAGCCGAAGCGCAGCUCCUGGCAGCGCAGCUGGCCGGGCGGCUGCGCAGGAAAAGCGAGGUGGAUGAUGCUUCGCUAGUCGGAAGAUUAGAGGUACUUGGAGAACGAGUGGACGACCAGCGGCUCCGGUCCUUCCUUGAAGCUCUGCCCACGAAGGGCUCUUUGCCGCUCGCGAGCUCCGGUGGAUCAAGCACUAUAGGCUCUAUGGGCCAAAAAUCCUCCAAGGGGCUGAAGUGUCGAUUCUGCCGGCCGAUGCCCUCCUUCGGCGCGCGGCGGAUGCAGCUGCGAUGA